Molecule: messenger RNA, 1134 nt
Organism: Podospora pseudocomata
Lineage: Eukaryota; Fungi; Ascomycota; Sordariomycetes; Sordariales; Podosporaceae
Exons: 2
Coding region: 1-1134 (377 amino acids)
Source: RefSeq, a predicted model, not a curated record
AUGCUGCAAGACGCCAGCCAACCGCCCCCAGAUCCCGUUUGCCAGAGCAUCCGCAUUUGCCCUCCCAACAAAGGAGAUGGGUCAAAUGGUAUCACCCCCGACUGGUCACCAGAGCGGGUGAAUAUUCUCUGUUCUCUUUCCUCUUUGAUCAGGACAAGAGUGGAAGAGUUGCGUCUUCACCCCGAGCUGUGGUGGACGCCCGUGGUAGGCGAUGGCAUCGACGAAGCCACGGCUAUCCGUGUCCUCGACCUCGUUGGCCCGGGCACCGCCGGCCGAAAGCAACGAGUAUCUCUCCUCUCACAGGAAUGCAAUGUCAUGUGGGCAUUCCAGAUCAACCCUACCCUAUUCCCAGCAAGCCUCACCUGGCAAGCUGUCGACGACGACGGCCAACUAGCUGCGUCCAGGGCCGUCGUUCGCAAAGCAGCUCGACGAUCUUAUGCGAGCCUCUCCUCGUCCUCAUCCGGUCCCAAAUUCUCCUGGCAAACAGAGCCGGGAUCCCGCUCUCGAUUGACCUCGCUCCAGCUGGCAAACAUUGCCCUUGUGUUGGAAUGGGAGGAAGCAUUCAAGCGAGAGAUUAGGACUGUGAUAUGGGACUGGACAGGGCAAACACAAGCUGUCCUCGCGACACCGGUGGGAUGUCUACAAGCACAUGGGCCGCGCGGGCUAGAUGCCCAACGGAGGAUAGAAAAGGAAAAGGUCCUCACUCACAUGCGGGACUAUCUCGAACGCCAGAAGAACACCAACAAAACCAGCGUCAAGCGCAUCUACAAGGACCUCGAGCUCCAAAACAUGAAGCUCGAGACGAGCAGUUUCUUACACCCCAGUAUCUACAGCAUGUUACGGGAGAUUGAAGGGGCGAUUCUCAAGGAGAAGAGGCCUGGGAAUGGGGCCAGCGCGGUGAGUCAGUUGAAGACUGUGAACCCUAACAGACCGACCACGCCGGGGCUGUUGGGCAAGAUCAAGGAGAUGGAACACAGUGUCGAGAAUAUGAUGUCGGGAGGGAAGGGGCAUAGGAAGUUUGUGCAGGCUAUGCUGGGCCAUGUGCAGGAGUUUGUGGCUACGCAGCAGGAGAUGCUGGCGGGGGAGAUGUGGAAGUGGAGGGUGGGGGAGGUGAGGAGGUGGAGUUUGCAGUGA